GUGUGUGUGUGUGUGUGUGCGUUGGUAUUCCUAUCUUUAUGGGGACAUUGAUCUGUAUACACAGUCACCUUAUGGGGACCAAAAACGUUAUGGGGACAAAAAUCUAGGUCCCCAUAAGGGAAACCAUUAAAACAUAUUGGGGAGACUGUAUAUAUGUGCCUUACAAAGUUUUAGCUUAGGCCCAUAACGAACGACCUCAUCGGAUCACACGGUUCACACGGAUUCUCUAUGUUGCCACCUGUAGUCAGGAACCGGAACUUUUUGGGGGUGGGGCUUGGCCGAGCCUUACACACAUUUUGCAAGCCUAAUUUAUGCAAAUCACGGUACCGCCCACUUAACGGAGGUGUUUGCGUGAUUUGCGCAUGUGCAAUAGCUUUGAGAGGUAAGAGCACCGUAAAGUUUUGUUCUAUUAAGCAAUUAUAAUACUUAUCUUUCGAGUAAAAUAAAUAAGAUUAAAUAAACAAUAAAUGUAGGUGUGUAAAAAAGUGGCUGCUAUGUUAAUAUUUUCAAAAAAUUGUUAAAAUGGUGAAACGAGAGCUGCGUUAUGGCGAAGUGUAGUUUUAUCUGACCAUUAAUGAGUUUUCAGCACCACGGGAAGUAGAAACAUAGACGAAAGGAAGAUUCUACUGCUUUUACACGACCAAAUACAGUGAAAGCAGUUUGAAAUGCCACCACGAAUCAGCCCACUUAAGGAUGCCAUUCAUUACGUUGUUUCAAAGACUGACAAAACAUGGAAAUUAGAUGUGAAGUACAUCAAUGCAGAGAAAGGCCGUGGUAUAUUUGCAAAGGGUUUGAUUUGCAAAGGAGAUUUUGUUGUUGAAUAUAGGGGAGAAAUGAUAAAUAAUGCGGAAUCCCAGAGAAGAAGAAAACUUUACCACCCAUCAUGUACUGCAUUUAUGUUUGCGUUCAAGUGGAGAGGGAAAAUGUAUUGUAUUGAUGCCUCUAAAGAAGAUGGAUCCUUUGGGCGGCUAGUUAAUGAUGACCACAGGCAUCCAAACUGUAGGAUGAAAAAAAUUGAUGUGAAUGGAAACCCGCACCUUUGUCUGUUUGCACUAAAUGACAUUAAUGAAGGAGAAGAGAUUUCCUAUGACUAUGGAGGUGACGACUGCCCAUGGAGAAAACAAGCGACCAGCAUUACAGCUAAUGCCAUGGGGCCGGACGACUCUCAACCUUCCCUCUUGUCAAAGACUCCGAUAUAUGAUGCUACUGGACCAAACAACACACCUCAACAGACGACCAGCAUUACAGCUAAUGCCAUGGGGCCGGACGACUCUCGACCUUCCCUCCUCUCAAAGACUCCGAUAUAUGAUGCUACUGAACCAAACAACACACCUCAACAGAUUUUGUCUUUUGCUAAUGCCAUGGGGCCGGACGACUCUCGACCUUCCCUCCUCUCAAAGACUCCGAUAUAUGAUGCUACUGGACCAAACAACACACCUCAACAGAUUUUGUCUUUUGCUAAUGCCAUGGGGCCGGACGACUCUCGACCUUCCCUCCUCUCAAAGACUCCGAUAUAUGAUGCUACUGGACCAAACAACACACCUCAACAGAUUUUGUCUUUUGCUAAUGCCAUGGGGCCGGACGACUCUCGACCUUCCCUCCUCUCAAAGACUCCGAUAUAUGAUGCUACUGGACCAAACAACACACCUCAACAGAUUUUGUCUUUUGCUAAUGCCAUGGGGCCGGACGACUCUCGACCUUCCCUCCUCUCAAAGACUCCGAUAUAUGAUGCUACUGGACCAAACAACACACCUCAACAGAUUUUGUCUUUUGCUAAUGCCAUGGGGCCGGACGACUCUCGACCUUCCCUCCUCUCAAAGACUCCGAUAUAUGAUGCUACUGGACCAAACAACACACCUCAACAGACGACCAGCAUUACAGCUAAUGCCAUGGGGUCGGACGACUCUCGACCUUCCCUCCUCUCAAAGACUCCGAUAUAUGAUGCUACUGAACCAAACAACACACCUCAACAGAUUGCCAAUGAAGAUGAGGUUUUUGUACCAAGACUCAGACGGACUAAAAGUAUUGAAAUGAAAGACGCUGUUCCUGACAAUUCUGAUGAACUUUAUGAUUCCACAUCAGGGAGUAAUGAUGAUUAUAUUCCAGAUACCACUUGUGAAAGUGACAGUGGAAGUGAAUACAGCUUUAAACAAAACCUAAGGACCAAGAAUCAGUCUUUUGAUUUGCUUGAUGUCUCUGGUUCAGUGAGUUCCCAAGUCUGUGACUCGACAACCCCAGACAAAAUGACUUAUGAUGACCACAACCUUGCAUCUGAAGUCACUGGAGCAGAAGAAGAAGAACCCUCUUCAAGUCAGAAUGUAAAUGACAUCAUGGUUGUUAAGGCAUUAAAAAAAAGAGGAGGGAAUAGAAUUUACAACAAGAAACACUAUUGCUUGUAUUGCUCUAAACCAUAUUCUAAGAUCGCAAGGCAUCUAGAAGGUGCACAUGAAAAUAAACCUGAUGUAGCUAAAGCUCUAAGCUUUCCAAAGGGUUCCAAGGAGAGGAAAAAACAGCUAGAUUAUAUUCGUAACAGAGGAAAUUAUGCUCACAAUGCUGCUGUAAUGGAGUCAGGAAAGGGGGAACUAGUGCCAUUUAGGCGACCUCAUAAAGAAGUGCAGGGAAAGGAAUUCAUGCACUGUGCAUAUUGUCAAGGUCUUUUUACAAGAAAGGUUCUUUGGCGGCAUAUGCAUAAUUGUAAACUUAAACCCGGAUCAGUCACCUCCAAACCAGGAAAGAACCGUGUUCAGUCCAUGUGUACAUACACAGGGCCUGUGCCUUCACACGUAAGUAAACAACUGUGGGGAGUAAUCGGUGCCAUGAAUCCUGACCCAGUCACAGAUAUAAUCAAAAAUGACCAAGUCAUUAUUGCUCUUGGACAGCACUUGUUAAACAAAGGUGGACCAUCACGCAAGAAUCAACAGUAUGUUCGAGAGAAGAUGAGAGAAAUCAGAAGGCUGAUUUACAAUGCCAGCAAAGUGACCACCUUAAAAAAAUUGGAAGAUUUCAUAAAUCCAAAGAACUACAUGGACACUGUCAAAGCUGUCAAGUUUACAUGUGGGUAUGACAGUGAAACAAACAAGUUCUUAAUUCCAUCACUGGCAAACAAACUUGGAAAUGCCUUGGUUAAAGUAAGUAAACUUUUAAAAGCUCAGGGUUUAAUCUCAAACAACAAAGAGCUUGUUGAGAAUGCCAGUAAGUUUCUAGAUGUCCAUCAGCAAAAGUGGAAUGAGAUGAUCUCAGCUACUGCAUUGAGGAACAUCAGUGAAGCAAAGUGGAAUGUGCCCACUCUCAUGCCCUUUACUGAAGAUGUCCAAAAAAUGCAUGCAUAUCUCAAUGAAAUGCAGGAUAACUGGUACAAAUCGCUCUAUGAAAAUCCCUCUGUAAAAGCCUGGAUUGAGCUUACAAAGGUGUGUAUGACCCAGAUCAUUCUCUUUAACCGGCGCAGGGAAGGAGAGGUGGCAAGCAUGCCCUUAUCUGCAUUUUUAUCGAGAGACACCUCUGAUCCACAUCAGGAUGUGGACUGGGCUCUGUCUGAAGUGGAAAGAAAACUUUACAGACACUUUACACGGAUUGUCACCAGGGGGAAACGUGGUCGCCCAGUUCCAAUUCUAUUGACUCCAAAAAUGCUGUGUGCGUUAGAACUCCUUGCUAAGCAGAGAGGGGCCUGUGGGGUACUAAAGGACAAUCAGUAUAUGUUUGCGAGACCAGAAGCUAUGACACAUUUCCGAGGUUCUGAUUGCAUCCGUGGAUUUGCCAAGGUGUGUGGUGCAAAAUGUCCUGAAUCACUGACAUCUACCAGACUGCGAAAGCAUGCUGCAACUCUUUCAACUGUGCUGAACAUGACAGACACAGAGAUGGACCAGCUGGCCACCUUUCUUGGACAUGACAUUAGAAUCCAUCGUGAGUUCUAUCGACUCCCUGAGAAAACCCUGCAACUUGCAAAGAUCAGCAAAGUUCUAAUGGCACUCGAGCAGGGAAGAUUAGCUGAGUUUCAUGGCAAGAACUUGGAUGAAAUUCAGAUAGAUCCAGAUGAAAAAGUUCUGGACAGUGAUGAGGAAGACUUCCAGGAGAAAUGUCAGGCAGAUUCAUCAAUUAUAGAUGAACCAUCAGCAGAGGAGAUACUUCCUCCUACCGAAAGGAAUGAAAUGCCGCCACCACCGUCCAAGAGACAUAAACCACUACCAUUAGAUGAUACAUCACCGUCAGUAGUCAGUACUGUGAGGCCUUCAUCCAAAGGUAAAGUGACCCAAAAGAAGAGACCCUGGCAGCAGACAGAGGUGCAGGCAGUGGAGAGGCACAUGAAUCGGUUCAUCAUAUCUGGUAUUGUGCCAGCAAAGAGCGAUUGCGAGAGGUGUUUAAGAGCGGAACCAGAAGCUCUUAAGCAAAGAAACUGGGAGAACUUGAAAUUCUAUGUGUAUAAUCGCAUCACGGCCUACAAAAGGGAAAUGCAACGUAAAUAGGGUUAAAGUUACGAAUUCUCUGGUAUGGCUUUUUGUUUCCGUUUGCCAGUGAUUUGGAAAGGUUCCUGUUUUAAAACUCAGUCAACAGGAAUUUAUUUGCUUUUAGAUUAGACAUUUGACUUCAUUUGGUGAGUUUGUGAAGUUGAAUUCCUAAAAAGUUGCAAAUUUUGUAGUUUAAAUUUAAGCUUAAUGUCAUGGCAGUUCUUGAC
Molecule: messenger RNA, 4669 nt
Organism: Brienomyrus brachyistius
Lineage: Eukaryota; Metazoa; Chordata; Actinopteri; Osteoglossiformes; Mormyridae
Exons: 17
Coding region: 666-4460 (1264 amino acids)
Molecular function (GO): protein binding
Source: RefSeq, a predicted model, not a curated record